UGUUGAAAAGCCUUAAUGGUACCGCAAACACUCUCUAUUUAUGUAUAGCCCGGUGGCUUUCUGGAGGCGUUGAAGUGGCUAGUAGGCAGGAGAUAAGCUUCAGGAUAGCUGCUAGCAGAUAAGAGAUGGAGGGAUAUAACGUUAACUUGAGUGUGAUGAGAAAAGGUGCCUGGACUCGAGAGGAAGAUGAUCUUCUCAGGCAGAGCAUUGAGAUUCAUGGAGAAGGAAAGUGGCACCAAGUUCCUUACAGAGCAGGCUUAAACAGGUGCAGGAAGAGCUGCAGACUAAGAUGGUUGAACUAUCUAAAGCCAAAUAUCAAGAGAGGAGACUUUACAGAGGAUGAAGUAGAUCUUAUAAUUAGGCUUCACAAGCUUUUGGGAAACAGGUGGUCGUUGAUUGCUGGAAGACUUCCAGGAAGAACAGCGAAUGAUGUGAAAAUUAUUGGAACACUCGAUUACGGAUCAAUUCUCGCAUGAAAACAUUGCAAAAUAAAUCCCAAGAAACGAGAAAGACCAUUGUGAUCAGACCUCAACCCCGAAGUUUCAUAAAAAGUUCAAAUUACUUGAGCAGUAAAGAACCAAUUAUAGACCGUAUUCAA
Molecule: messenger RNA, 598 nt
Organism: Pyrus x bretschneideri (Chinese white pear)
Lineage: Eukaryota; Viridiplantae; Streptophyta; Magnoliopsida; Rosales; Rosaceae
Product: transcription factor MYB114-like
Source: RefSeq, a predicted model, not a curated record